UGGAUGGAUGGAUGGAUGGAUGGAUGGAUGGAUGGAUGGAUGGAUGGAUGGAUGGAUGGAUGGAUGGAUGGAUGAGCUUGUUUUUGAUAUGAGCCUUGACUCCAGCUAUACUCCAUUCGAAUGGAUGAUCCUCACCACCAUCAUUGCAAACUGCAUUGUCCUGGCUCUAGAACAGCACCUUCCUGAAGGAGACAAGACACCUCUUUCUGAAAGACUGGAAGAGACAGAGCCCUACUUUAUAGCCAUCUUCUGUUUUGAGUCGGGGAUAAAGAUCCUGGCUCUGGGAUUUGCGUUACACAAGGGCUCCUAUCUGAGGAAUGGCUGGAACGUUAUGGACUUUGUGGUCGUGCUCACUGGGAUCUUGUCGUCUGUGGGGUCUCAACUUGAUCUUAGAACACUUCGAGCUGUGAGGGUGCUGCGACCACUAAAACUAGUGUCUGGGAUUCCCAGCCUACAGGUGGUGCUCAAGUCCAUUAUGAAGGCCAUGAUCCCCCUGCUGCAGAUUGGCCUGCUGUUGUUUGUGGCUAUCCUCAUGUUCGCCAUCAUCGGCCUGGAGUUCUACAUGGGAAAAUUCCACACAACCUGCUAUGAUGACGGAACAAAUGAUUUAGUGGAUGAUCUGCCAUGUGGCAAUAAAACUCCUUCCCGAUUAUGCCCUAAUGGCACUACAUGUCGUCCUGACUGGAUUGGACCAAAUUAUGGCAUCACUCAGUUUGACAACAUCCUGUUUGCUGUUCUCACCGUCUUCCAGUGCAUUACCAUGGAAGGAUGGACAGACAUGCUCUACUACAGUAAUGAUGUGGAGGGCAGCACCUGGAACUGGAUGUAUUACAUCCCCCUCAUCAUCAUCGGCUCCUUCUUCAUGCUCAACCUGGUGCUGGGUGUACUCUCAGGUGAAUUUGCCAAAGAGAGGGAACGAGUGGAAAACAGGAGCGAGUUCCUCAAGCUGAGGCGACAGCAGCAGAUAGAGAGAGAGCUCAACGGAUACUUGGAGUGGAUCUGCAAAGCGGAGGAGGUGAUUCUGGCUGAGGAAGAUGCGACAGGAAACUUUGAUGGUUCGAGGAGGCGUCCAACCAUCAAAACCCGAAAUAACAAAACAGAGCUGCUAAACCAAGAAGAAGGAGAAGACAAUAUGGGGGAUGCAGUGGGUUUUGCACGCUCUAGUAUAAAAAGUGGUAAAGAUGGCUCCGCUUACAGUAAGAAAGAGAGACGAAUGCGAUUCUUUAUCCGUAAGAUGGUGAAGACGCAGGCCUUUUAUUGGACGGUGCUCUGCCUGGUGGGCCUCAACACCAUCUGUGUGGCUGUGGUGCAUUAUGACCAGCCUGAGCUUCUCUCAGACUUUCUCUUCUAUGCAGAGUUUAUCUUCCUUGGUUUGUUCAUGUCUGAGAUGCUGAUCAAGAUGUAUGGUCUGGGCAUCCAGCCCUACUUCCACUCUUCGUUCAACUGCUUCGACUGUGUGGUGAUUGUCGGCAGCAUCUUUGAAGUCGUGUGGGCCACCGUAAAACCCGGCACGUCUUUUGGGAUCAGUGUGUUACGAGCUCUGAGACUGCUACGCAUCUUCAAAGUCACCAAGUAUUGGGCACCACUUCGGAACCUGGUGGUUUCUCUCCUUAACUCCAUGAAAUCCAUCGUCAGUUUGCUUUUCCUCCUCUUCCUCUUCAUUGUGGUUUUUGCCCUGUUGGGGAUGCAACUCUUUGGCGGACAAUUCAACUUUGAAAGUGGAACUCCGCCCACUAAUUUUGACACAUUUGCAGCCGCAAUCAUGACAGUGUUUCAGAUCCUAACAGGAGAGGACUGGAAUGUGGUAAUGUACGACGGCAUUGAGUCCCAGGGAGGAGUGAACAACAAAGGGAUGGUCUUCUCCAUAUUUUUCAUUGUUCUGACGCUCUUUGGCAACUACACUUUGCUGAAUGUCUUUUUGGCCAUCGCUGUUGACAAUUUGGCCAAUGCCCAGGAGCUCACCAAGGACGAGGAAGAACAGGAAGAGGCUGCUAAUCAAAAGACGGCUCUACAGAAGGCGAAGGAGGUGGCUGAGGUCAGCCCGCUGUCUGCUGCCAACCUGUCUAUUGCUGCCAAGGAGCAGCAGAAGAACCACACUAAGAACAAUAAGUCUGUGUGGGAGCAAAGAACGAGCGAGAUUCGGCGGCAGAACCUGAUGACGAGCCGAGAGGCACUCUACAACGAGCUGGAGCAGGAUGACUGGAAGGUGGGAGGGGAAGGAGAGGAGGUGUCCUACCCACGGAAAGGACGCGGUGACAUGAAAACACACACGGACAGGCCACUGGUGGUGAACCCACAGGACAAUCGCAACAACAACACCAACAAAACCCAACCUGGUGAGCUGCCUCUGGACCAGCAUUAUCGACGCCAGGACAUUGACCACUGUCGUCGAGCUGCUCACUACUGCAACUACCACCAUCACCGCCAUCAGAAAGCCUCUGGCCCAAACAGUGGAGAUGCAUCCCAGCUAACAGAGACUCACAUGGAGCACGGUUUCAGCUGCACUUCUCUGAGUAACAUAGAAGGGAGUGUCCACCAGGACGAGGAGAGGCACAGCCAUCGGAGCCGUCGAGGCCACCGGCACAGGAACAGGGAACACGGGGAAGCUUACAGCAGCGUGUCGCCACACCUGAGUGAGGGUGGAGAGGGGAACAUCGAGCAGAGGCAGUCCAGACUGCACUGCAGGACAGGCAGUGAGGGGGAGGAGGGAAGAAGACACCACUGUAGGGGUACAGGGGGAGAAGGGGACAAAAGUGAAGAAGACGGAUGUCGGAAGACUAGACGGCAUCGCCAUGGCAACCACGUAAAAUGCAGAGGUCAUCGCACCAGAAAGGAGCACCACAGCGAUGGUCCCAGCCUCUCCACCACACGACCCAUACAGCAGUACAACGAGGACCUUGACAACUUCCGCAACAACAGCAAGCUGGCCAGUGCCCACGAACACCCCUACGCCCUCCCACCUGAUCACCCAGACCACCCUGACCACCUUCACAACCUACUGAACUUCCAUGAUGCUGACACCUACACCCUGCUUCACAGCAUGGACAGCCUGAUCCUGACCAGCAUGGCCAAACCCAACUACACAGCAAUAGACAUGCCCCCUGUCUACCCGUACCCCUCAACCAACGCUAUCUUACAAGUGAACAAGAAUGCCAACACUGACCAGAAAAAGAGCGAGGAAAAGAAAGAGGAAGAGGACGAGGGGGAAGAUGAAGAUGGCCCUAAACGCAUGCCUCCCUACAGUUCCUGCUUCAUAUUGUCUACCACCAACUCGUUUCGAAGGUGCUGCCAUUACAUCCUGACUCUAAAGUAUUUUGAGUUCAGCAUCCUGUCCGUCAUUGCCAUGAGCAGCAUCGCCCUCGCUGCAGAAGACCCUGUCAAGCCUGACUCAACACGAAACAAUGUGCUGCGUUAUUUUGACUACGUUUUCACAGGUGUCUUCACAUUUGAAAUGCUGAUAAAGAUGGUGGUGCUGGGCUUGUUUCUCCACCAAGGAUCUUACUUUCGUGACUUGUGGAACAUUCUGGACUUUAUAGUGGUUAGUGGUGCUCUGGUGGCCUUCGCCUUCACGGGGAGCAGCAAAGGCAAAGACAUCAGUACAAUCAAAUCCCUUCGAGUGCUGAGGGUGUUACGUCCACUCAAGACCAUCAAGCGUCUCCCCAAGUUAAAGGCAGUCUUUGACUGCGUGGUGAACUCUCUGAAGAACGUUUUGAACAUCUUGAUCGUCUACAUGCUCUUCAUGUUCAUCUUCGCUGUUGUGGCUGUGCAGCUGUUUAAGGGCCGUUUCUUCUACUGCACCGAUGAAUCCAAAGAGUUUGAACGAGACUGCAGAGGCGAGUUUUUAGUUUAUGAUAAAGAUGACGUAAAAGCAGAAAAGCGGGAAUGGAAGAAGUACGAUUUCCACUACGACAACGUGGCUUGGGCCUUGCUCACCCUCUUCACAGUCUCCACUGGAGAGGGGUGGCCACAGGUGUUAAAGCAUUCGGUGGACUCUACUUUUGAGGACCAGGGCCCGAGCCCAGGAUACAGGAUGGAAAUGUCCAUCUUUUACGUGGUGUACUUCGUUGUCUUCCCUUUCUUCUUUGUAAACAUCUUUGUGGCUCUCAUCAUCAUCACCUUCCAGGAACAGGGGGAUAAGAUGAUGGAAGACUACAGCCUAGAAAAAAAUGAAAGAGCCUGUAUAGAUUUUGCUAUUAAUGCCAAGCCUCUGACUCGCCACAUGCCAAAGAACAAACUUAGUUUUCAGUAUCGCAUGUGGCACUUUGUUGUAUCGCCUCCCUUUGAGUACAGCAUCAUGGCUCUGAUUGCACUGAACACCAUUGUCCUUAUGAUGAAGUUUCAAGGUGCAUCUGCAAAUUACGAUGAUGUCCUGAAGUACCUAAACAUUGUGUUCAGCAUUUUCUUCUUUAUGGAAUCCAUACUGAAAAUCAUUGCUUUUAGUCCUCUGAAUUACUUCAGAGAUGCCUGGAAUGUUUUUGAUUUUGUCUCAGUCAUCGGAAGCAUCACUGACAUAUUAGUGACAGAGUUUUGGAAUAAUUUCAUCAAUUUAAGCUUUCUGAGGCUGUUCAGAGCAGCUCGUCUCAUAAAGCUCCUGAGGCAGGGGGAAACUAUCCGCAUUCUUCUGUGGACAUUUGUCCAGUCCUUCAAGGCGUUGCCAUACGUGUGUCUACUCAUUGCCAUGCUCUUCUUCAUCUACGCCAUCAUCGGCAUGCAGUUGUUUGGAAACAUAGCGCUAGAUGAGGAAGAAGGCAGUGCCAUCAAUGAACAUAAUAACUUCAGAACCUUUAUAAUGGCCCUCAUGCUGCUGUUUAGGAGCGCUACGGGCGAAGCGUGGCACGACAUUAUGCUGUCUUGCCUGGGUGAGAAGAAAUGUGACCCGGACUCAGGAAACACAGGGAAAGAAUGUGGCAGCACCUUUGCCUACACCUACUUUGUCUCCUUUAUUUUCCUCUGCUCCUUUUUGAUGCUGAAUCUCUUUGUGGCUGUCAUCAUGGACAAUUUUGAGUAUCUGACCAGAGACUCCUCCAUUCUGGGUCCGCACCAUUUGGACGAGUACGUCAGGAUAUGGGCUGAGUACGACCCCGCCGCUUGCGGCCGGAUCAGUUACACAGACAUGUAUCAGAUGCUAAGACACAUGUGUCCGCCGCUAGGCCUCGGGAAGAGGUGUCCCGCCCGGGUCGCCUAUAAGAGGCUGCUUCGGAUGGAUCUGCCUGUUGCCGAUGACAACUCUGUGCAUUUUAACUCCACCCUCAUGGCUCUGAUCAGGACGGCUCUGGACAUAAAAAUUGCCAAGGGUGGUGCAGACAAGCACCAGAUGGACGCAGAGCUGAGAAAGGAGAUGAUGGCUAUCUGGCCAAAUUUAUCGCAGAAGACGCUGGACCUGCUGGUCACGCCACACAAGGCAGCCACAGACUUGACGGUUGGCAAAAUCUACGCUGCAAUGAUGAUCAUGGAAUACUACCGCCAGAGCAAGACAAAAAAGCUGCAGGCCCUGCGGGAAGAACAGAACCGAACGCCAUUAAUGUUUCAGCGCAUGGAGCCGCCCCCUGAGGGAGGGGGCACAGAGGGCCAGGUAGGGCAGAGCCAGAACGGCCUCCCCAACACCCAGCCAGACAACAUCAACAGCAUACCUCCAGAAGGUGGGAUGACUGAGAGUCAAUCAUGGAUGACAGCCAAAGCCCAGGAAAUGUUCCAAAAGACGGGUAACUGGAGCCCUGACAGAGCGUACCCCGAUGACCUCUACGAGAACCGCCACAACCCCCAGACUGUAGAGAUGAGGGAGUUGGGGCGGGACGGGUACUCCGACACUGAGCCCUAUCACCCAAUGGAUGGGCAUGGGCGGACCCUUUCCAUGCCCCGCCUCUCGGCAGACAACCAACGGAGGAGACACAGACCUCGUGGAAAUAACCUCAGUACCAUCACGGACACCAGUCCAAUGCGCCACUCCACUUCCAGCCUGGUCCACGGGCGUUCGGGCCGUGGGGUGAGGCUGGACGACUACUCCCUGGAGAGGGUGGUGUCUGAGGAGGGGAGGCACGGAGGAGGACGCAGGCAGAGGGACAGGAGUCACCGCACGUCACAGCGAUCCCUCACCAGAUACACAGAUGCAGACACGGGUCUGGGAACAGACCUCAGCACAACCACACAAUCGGGUGACCUGCCUCCAAAGGAGCGCGAACGCGACCGAGGCCGCACCAAGGACCGGCGCCACCACCAUCACCACCAUCGUCAUCACAGCUCAAUGGACAAGGAGCGUUACGGCCCUGAACGCCAUGACUACCCACACAGACAUCCCCACGACCGCCACUGGUCACGGUCACCUAGUGAAGGGCCUGAUGGAAGAGGUCACCGACAGGGCAGUAGUUCGGUAAGCGGCAGCCCGGUCCCAUCCACCUCGGGGACCAGUACCCCACGGAGAGGCCGUCGCCAGCUGCCCCAGACCCCUGCUGUUCCACGUCCACAUGUCACCUACUCCCCCGCCGUCCGCAAGCCCAUCUAUGGCCCCCCAGGCUCAGGCCGAUUGCGCUCGCCUUCCCCUCGACACUUCUCCCCGCCUGAUCACGACAGAGGUUACCACCGACCCCCAUCUCGCCAUGCCUCACCGCACCACGGCGGAUCCUCGUCCAGGCACGGUUCGCCUCGCUCACCCCGCCACCAGUCCCCACACUCGCCUCUCCACGAGUCACCCAGGUCCCCUCACCGGAGCCGCUGGAGCGGGCCUCCACCCGGCGACAGCCUAGAGGGUGAUGGGCCCUUCUAUGAGCGGGAUUUUGAGUACGAGCGUCACCACGAGCCUCCUGCCUACGAGCAGAGCCUCUCCCAUGGCAAUCCUCAUCCACAUGGAGGAAAUCCUCACCCACACCCACGCUCACCUAGGACUGCCCGCCAUGGGCCCCCUCCACCCCCACACCCACGGAGGGUACCAAAUGGCUACCGGUCAUCCUCACCUUCUCCACAUAGGCGGGGACCGCCGGGAGCACCCCAUCCACACCACCGGCCUCCACAUGAUAGAAGGCCUCGCAAAGGCCUGCAUGAACCUUACAGUGAGACGGAUGAGGAUGACUGGUGCUAGCGACCGUAGAGUUUAGGCAAAACAGACCACAGAGAAGAACCACUUCCUCCAGUGCUCUGGCCAGUGGUAUGAAAACUUUCAAAAAAUCAGUGAUGGGGAGGGUUGGACAAGCUCAAAGCCUUUUGCCUUCACCUUUUUGGACUCUAAAGAGCGGAAGGUAUGGGGUGAAGGUGCUGCAAAUAGUAUUUUACACAUUUUGGUGGAGGAGUAAAGUCUGACAGAGCCGAACGAUGGAGAAAAUAAAACUGAGAAAGCCAAGAGAACUUGGGAAAGGCCAGAGCACGCCCUGUCUUUGUCUCUCUCUGUCUCAGAACUACACUUCUCACAACUGGCCUUCACCAUCAAGGCGACGUUUCAGGAGGGAGAGAGAUGCGUGGAGCAGAGAGCAAUGGAGGAGCAGGAAGUUCUACAAACGUGAUGUGUUGUCGUGGUUCUUGAGGCCUAACAGCCUUUGCUCAGACGCCUGACUGAUGCCUGGCUACGACUACUGUACACCGAAACAAAGCUGGAAGGAGGAGUCCAUCCCUUUGUCUCUGCUCUGAAACAGAAGUGUUUAAAGAAAAACAAAUUACUAAAAAGCCAGGACCCCCUCUAACCCUUACAUGCCAAGCUAUGCCUCCAGAAAAUCAAACUUGAACAAUGAAGAACACGUUGAAACUUUACAUGAACAAUGACAAAAAAGGGAGAACAUCAACUUUAUCUUUAAUCUCUUUUGUUUCAAAGGGACAGAAACAGGAAGCUCCGCCUAUACUGCAAAAACCAGCCAAUCACAGUGCUGGCUGAUAUUUGAUGAGUUUUAUCAUCUCUGUUUACUGUUAUGGAUUCACUUGAUGCUGAGGGAACUGCUGUGACAUCACUUCCUGUCAAGGUAGCAUUAGCAACAGGGAGGAAGGACGGGCUCAGGUAACAAGAGAAGGGGGUGGAACUCUGUUUGGAUCCUCUUUCCUCCUCUGUUACUCGACCCGGUGUUUGAAGGAUGAUGAGCUGACAGGAAAUGACAUCACACAGCUGAAUGGGGCGGAGGAGAGGAAAGGAGGGAUGGGGGAAAAAAGACUAAUUUCUUCAGAAUUACUUCUAUCGAUUUCUUCUCCUUCUUGUUCUACGGACAUUGAAGUUUGGUUCUUCUGUUGCAUUCGCUCAGCCUCCUUUGACCUUUUUCAGAGUCCAAAAUUUGAUGGAAAUCUGCAUGACUGAUUAAAAUACAUAACUAGAGAGGAACUUUAAGUUGUGUGGGUGGGACUUGGGGGCUUUAUAGGAAACUUUAGGUUUACAAAAGAAGUUAUCUUCUUUCCGUCGCUCUCUCUCUCGCUCUCUCUCUUUCUGUGACUUUGUCUCUCGUUUACUUGUCAAAAAAGUCAUUUAACUGGAUUAUUUUUUACUAAAAUGAGGCUUCGACACUCAGCUUGUUUUUGUUUGUCUCAACCUUCUGUGGAAAUCUCCAUUUCUGCAACUUAAGAGACAAUAAAAUAAAGAAAAUUACCCUGCAGGGCUUGAGAAACAAGAGGGGGAGAGAGAGGUUAGAAGGAACUUCUGCCUCACUUCAUUUAUUAUUGUUAAUGAUGACAGAUAUGAAUAAUGAUUUUAAUGCCAAUGCAAAAUGAUAGUGAUGAUGAUGAUGACACUGGUGAUGAUUGACUGAAUGAUAGAUUUUUUGCUGUGAACUUGCUGUCAUGUUAAUUGGAGUUCAGAUAUGCUGUGUUCAUCUCGUUUGCAUCUUUGCCGCUGGUGUCCCCUGCUCUACGACGUUUACUUGGGUUUGCGAUGCCUUCGGGCAACAGUACGUGGCAACGAGAGAGCUUUGGAACGUCCACUCAGUAGCGUUGCGUGUUGUAACGCAAUGCUUAAGAUAUGUUUUCUUCCUCCAGAUUAGUAAAAGCGGAGGUAAGGGGAAUCUCAGUAUCUGGGUCAGUUCUCCUGUCAAGCCAACCCAAAGAUCUGUAACUCGUGUUCAGAGUGAGACGUGGAUCCGCGCUGAUUUUACAGAAGUUCACUGAGGUUGACUUUCUCCUAUUUCUGUCCCUUCAAAAAAGAAAGAAAAUGAGCACAGCGUGGGGGGUACAGGGGCACAGGGUACAGGGUCGGCGUCUUUGAGAGGGCAGUUAUCAUCUCUUACGAAUCCCUGCUUCUCUGGUCGUUGCAAAAGACACAAACCUAAUUAGUGGUCAAGAAAUCAUAGCUAUACCCAGAUGCUGACCACCACUCCACACACACACACACACACACACACACACCCCUUCUCUCAGAUCAACCCUGCCCAGUCAAGUAAGUCUGUAGCAAAGCUGAAUCCUUUUUCCACCAAAAGGACAGAACACAUCUGCAUCCACUGACCUCUCGUUUCAUCUGUCUUCAUUUCUGUCCAUUUGCUUCACAUCCUUUACUAAAACUAAAAAGCAUUUCACAGAGCAGAAUCACUGAGAAUUAUUAAUGUUAUCUUUAUUACAAAGGAUAGUUGUUGAAUGAUCUUUAGGUCAAAUUAUAAAAAUCAGAUAACAAUACAAUUGCCUUACAUGGAAAUCUAAAUAGAAUAAUAUAUAUGUAGUUUAUAAAGAUACAAAGUAUAAUUAAAUUUAGGAUAAUUCUAUAUUUUGCAUACUGAUGAUGAAAAAGCUGAGCUUACUUUAUAAAAACAUUCUCUCUGCAUUAGCAGGAGACAGAAACAACCUCCAGCACGCUUUGGGGCUUUAUGCAGACCUCAUUAGCAUCCUCGUAAGAGGAGGAAGUGCAGCGUUGUGGUACUGUUAAAGAAAUUCCUGAAACAGAAGCUGCAAAUCUGAGACGAUUUAAUGACUGACACCACUUUUGCACACAUCACCCAACAUCACUCCCACGGUAUGUCUGUUGCUGAUCUCUUUUCCCCUGCACAAAUGUGUCUGCUACUCUGAUGUGUGUUGCCUGCCGGCCAAGGUUGUUAGGCUUAGGGAAGAUGGGAUUUGGAGAUGUUGGGUGUUUUUGCUGAAUAUGAAUCUGGUGGAAGUGAAAGAGGUGCUUACCAGAAAAUCCUCCGUCCCCACCUUUCAUAAUGAGAAGCAUUCAGCGGGUGAGUAGUCUUCUCCAAAGCCCACUACAGAGCCACAGUGCCUUCUGUAACCGAGUCACGUUCGUCACCUCCUCACCUCCGACUCUGCUCAGUGCUCAUUCAUCUACCCCCCUCCUCAUCCUCUGUGUUACACUACGCCUUAAAAUCAAAUCUCACUGGCUCCCGUGCUUGUGUAGAGAUGGGGGGAGUGUGGAUUUUGAGACUGGGCUACCGUCAGGAAGGAGUCAAAUGGCUAGGGAGACCAAGAUUUAGUUUUAAAUGGGCUAGACUAUUUAAAUCCACCAUUCAAAGACUCCGAUUUUUUUUUAAACAACCAAAAUUCUAAUGAAAUCCUCACCGUUUGAAUCAGAGCCUUGAGGUUUUGGCCCAAUGGCUUUAUUUCUGGAUCAAGCUAACUGGUUAGCGCUUUUGGCUUUUGCAUGGCACCUAUUUUGAGUCCAAUUUAAAGCAGUGCAGUGCGAGUUUAGAGGUGGAAAGCUGUUUGAUAACUUCUCAGGUCCCUCUAGAGUUAGGUAGCGAGUUAGAAUACACAGAGGAGAAACAUGGAGUCAGCACUCGGCAUGAGGUGUUGUAUGGUUUCACCUGGCACGGCGUCAGACGUAACGUUGAUUUCACCUUUCACAGUCCCACAUGUCUUCAAUAACAGCCUGCCAAAUGCACCAAUGCUCAACAUGAGGCAUGUUGACAGACUGGCAGGUACAAAAAAAAACUAAUUUCAUUCUUCCUUCAUGAAUCCACCUGCUUGUCCAGAAUUGUAACAGCAGAUCCAAAAUGGCCGACACAACACUGCUUUGUAUGACAGCAUGUUGUGUGUGCGUUUGUGUGUGUGUGCUUUCCAAAACACAAAAAAUGUAUCCCAUUGUUUAAAGAAAAUAAGUGAACAUCCUAUAUUUGUUUUGGUUGAUUGCGAGGAUUUUGCUGAGUCAUCACCUGUUUCUGUAUCUGCUUUCUGUCUCUGUCACCUUUUGCUGUUAAUAUCUGACCUUUUUUCCCCUUCCUUCUUCUCUUUGGGACGAAGGAGAAAAACUAACAAAUGCACCACCCAUCCACUCAGCCGGCUGUGAAAUUGUGUCAGUGGGUCAGUUGUGAGGUGACGUGUCAACAAAAAGGGCUCUUUUAAUGAAACAAAAAAAAAACAUUCACAGUGGGUAUUAAUGUACAGUAGUGCUGCCAAAAGUUGUGCUUAUAUAGCUAAAGCCACGCUGUGAUCUCCCCUUUGUACAGCACUGUGUGUGUGUGUGUGUGUGUGUGUGUGUGUGUGUGUGUGUGUGUGUGUGUGUGUGUGUGUGUGUGUGUGUGUGUGUGUGUGUGUGUGUGUGUGUGUGUGUGUGUGUGCGUGUGCGUGUGUGUGCGUGUGCGUGUGUGUGCAAGGGGGCGGGAGUUUGGGGGGUGAUGAGUGGCUGAUGUGGGGGUACUGUUUGGGAUGGGUGGGGGGUGCAGCAGCAGCAUAGGUUUAGUGGUGUUAAUACACAAUUUCACAAUGGCACUGAACCACUUUGCACGCUCAUCCUCACAGCCCAUUUUUCACCUUCAAUCCACCCUCAUUUAGUCGAACUGAGAGGGGGCGGGGCCUCUGCUGCGAUGGCAAGACAUUUACUGUGUGUAUGUGUGUGUGUGCGCGCGCGUGUGUGUGUGUGUGUGUGGGUGGGCUGAGGCUGAAACCAAUAAAACAAUAUACAUUUUCUUCCUGUUUAAAGGAAGUUGUUUCUCCUCACUGUUGCCUAAAACUUGCUCGGGAUAGGGGAUUAUGUUAAAGUCUAAAUUUAGUGUGUGUACAUAUAUAUAUAUAUAUAUAUAUAUAUAUAUAUAUAUAUAUAUAUAUACACAUACAUACAUAUGUAUGUGUAUAUAUAUAUAUAUAUAUACACAUACAUACAUAUGUAUGCAUGUACAGGUGCUGGCCAGUAAAUUAGAAUAUCAUCAAAAGGUUGAAAAUAUUUCAGUAAUUCCAUUCAAAACGUGAAACUUGUACAUUAUAUUCAUGCAAUGCACACAGACCAAUGUAUUUCCGAUGUUUAUUAUGUUUAAUUUUGAUAUUUAUAGGUGACAACCAAUGAAAACAUCAAAUCUGGUAUCUCAGAAAAUUAGAAUAUUCUAAAGGCCAAUGAAAAAAUGUUUGUUUCUCUAAUGUUGGCCAACUGAAAAGAAUGAACAUGAAAAGAAUGUGCAUGUAUAGCACUCAAUACUUAGUCGGGGCUCCUUUUGCCUCAAUAACUGCAGUAAUGCGGCGUGGCAUGGACUCGAUCAGUCUGUGGCACUGCUCAGGUGUUAUGAGAGCCCAGGUUGCUCUGAUAGUCGUCUUCAGCUCCUCUGCAUUGUUGGGUCUAGCGUAUUGCAUCCUCCGCUUCACAAUACCCCAUAGAUUUUCUAUGGGGUUAAGGUCAGGCGAGUUUGCGGGCCAAUCAAGGACAGGGAUACCAUGGUCCUUGAACCAGGUGCUGGUGGUUUUGGCACUGUGUGCAGGUGCCAAGUCCUGUUGAAAGGUGAAGUCUGCAUCCCCAUAAAGUUGGUCAGCAGCAGGAAGCAUGAAGUGCUCUAAAACUUCCUGGUAGACGGCUGCAUUGACCCUGGACCUCAGGAAACAGAGUGGGCCAACACCGGCAGAUGACAUGACACCCCACACCAUCACUGACGGUGGAAACUUUACACUGGACCUCAUGCAACGUGGAUUCUGUGCUUCUCCACUCUUCCUCCAGACUCUGGGUCCUUGAUUUCCAAAGGAAAUGCAGAACUUGCUUUCAUCAGAAAACAUAACUUUGGACCACUCAGCAUCAGUCCAGUCCUUUUUGUCCUUGGCCCAGGCGAGACGCUUCUUGCGCUGUUUCAUGUUCAAGAGUGGCUUGACACACGGAAUGCGACACCUGAAUCCCAUGUCUUUCAUGAGUCUCCUCGUGGUGGUUCUUGAAGCGCUGACUCCAGCUGCAGUCCACUCUUUGUGGAUCUCCCCCACAUUUUUGAAUGGGUUUGUCGUCACAAUUCUCUGCAGGGUGCGGUUAUCCCUAGAGCUUGUACACUUUUUUCUACCACAUUUUUUCCGUCCCUUCGCCUGUCUGUUAAUGUGCUUGGACACAGAGCUCUGCGAACAGCCAGCUUCUUUAGCAAUCACCUUUUGUGUCUUGCCCUCCUUGUGCAAGGUGUCAAUGAUUGUCUUUUGGACAGCUGUUAAGUCAGAAGUCUUCCCCAUGAUUGUGGUGCCUUCAAAACAAGACUGAGGGACAUUUUAAAGGCCUUUGCAGGUGUUUUGAGUAAAUCAGCUGAUUAGAGUGGCAGCAGGUGUCUUCUAUAUUCAGCCUUUUCAGAAUAUUCUAAUUUUUUGAGAUACCAAAUUUGGAGUUUUCAUUAGUUGUCACUUAUGAAUAUCAAAUUUAAAUGUAAUGAACAUUGGAAAUACAUUGGUCUGUGUGCAUUGCAUGAAUAUAAUGUACAAGUUUCACGUUUUGAAUGGAAUUACUGAAAUAUUUUCAACCUUUUGAUGAUAUUCUAAUUUACUGGCCAGCACCUGUAUAUGACACACAGAAAAAUAUAGGAAGCAGAAAUUAACUUCUGCACUUUGCUAGGAUGAGUUUAAUCAGAGCAUUGAUUAUUUGCUUCAGCUUUAGUUUUGUGUGUGAGUGAAUUGUACCUGUCAGUUCAUCCUUGUGUGUACAAGUGUGUCCUCACAACAUCAGCUACAGUAGGGAACCCUCAGUGCCUUACACUGUACAGGACAUGAUUAUUUUCACCACCUAACUUGAUCACACCCAAUAAAAGUGUCAUCUCUUCCGACUCACCUAAGCCUGAAUGGGUACAGGAUGAGACGAGUGUGUGUGUGUGUGUGUGUGUGUGUGUGUGUGUGUGUGUGUGUGUGUGUGUGUGUGUGUGUGUGUGUGUGUGUGUGUGUGUGUGUGUGUGUGUGUGUGUGUGUGUGUGUGUGUGUGUGUGUGCAUAAGUGAAUUGUUUCGGAGUGGGGUUUGGUUAAUAAUCAUGUGAUCUGUCUCACCCAUCCUCUCCCCAUUUCCCAUACCACCUGAUGUAUAUAUGGCUCUGUAAUUCCUGUGUAAAUGUUCCAUAAAGUUUCUGAAAACGUUCCCGUGUUCAUCAUCAUUCAUCCGUCUCCUGGCUAUGAUUCAUUCUCUCUCUCUCUCUCUCAUUCCAGCGCCUUGUUCUGCUUGUGCCACCACAUUGUUAGUGUAAUACCAUCUGUAAACACAGGGUUGCAGGAUUUAGCCUUCGUUGUCACCGUCAGUGCAAUGGAGAGGAGUGAGUGAGUUCAUGUGUGGGUGUGUUUUUUCUGUGACGGUCUGUCUGCAGCAUGACGAAGUGUUCUAGUAAAUUAUUGGAGCCGAGCAGAUUUUAGGACUGACUCAUUUUGACUUCUCUCUAAUCACACAUAUUUAAUAUUUUUAGCAUUUGAGAAACAUUUUUGGCUUACGUGUGAUUUAUUGCAUUAAAAGUUAUUUGCUGACACUUCAAUUAAACAUAUGCGUUAUUUUGCAAAUGGUUUUUUAUUUCCAAAUCCUGAAACAUGUUUGGCUCGUGUGCGUUGAUGACUUCGGUGUCUCUUACUGUUGCAUUGCAUCGCUGUAGGCCCCCACUCACUCUCUUUCUGUGUUUCCAUCCAUUUCUCUCUUUUUCUCUCUGUCUCUUUAUUUUUUCAUCUCCUUUUAGAGACAAGUUGCUUCAAGGGAUCUGUUGCCAGCUUUUUAGCACCCAGGAACCUUCAAACCAGGGACGUCACUAGAAUUGAAAGACAUGGGGGGGCUUAGCCCCCAGGGUUGUAGGAAGGAAAAAUAUUAAUUUUCGAUUUUAUUCAUAAUGUUGCUAAAUGUACAAGAUCUCUUACAAUAUAUAUUGUAUGAAAUGUAUGGAUUUAUAAUUAUAUAUUUUUAGGGGGAUUGGGAUAAUUUUGGGAGGGCCCAUGCACCCAAAAUAGGCCAAAUGCUGCAAACAGAAAUAUUUUAAAGUAUCUGACAAUGCCAAAUGGUUUCAAAGUCAGAUUAUUUUUAAAAUCUUGGACAUAUUGAUUAAGUUUACAUGACGUUUUCUAAUUUUUGAUGCUUCAAAAAAUCUUUUGAUGUAAUCCCCAAAAAGUGAGGGACAUAACAGGAGUUUAGACUCCUUUGGUAAAACUUAAGUCAUUAUGCUACAAACCGAAAAAAAAUUAAAUAAUUCAUAACAAACUGUUAUAAUGCCAUCAUCCAAUAGUAGGACCAAACAGUUCAAUUUAAUUCACAAACCAACUGGGAGAUCUCUGUGAAGCAACUGUAGACCAUUCAUUCCAUCAUUAUUCACACCAUCUGACACUCAACCCAGUAGAAGCCGAACCAGUGCCACACUAGAAAACCAUACAGGAUUCACUCAGCAAGUUGGAGGCAAAAGGGGAAAACAUAACUUAAAUGGCAAUUUAAGAUAAAAGAGACGUAUUUAAUUACAGAUUUGCAUGUGCAAUGUGCAUGCCACUAUGUGGGGUAACAAGUCAACUUCAGGAACUAAAAAAAUAUUAAAUAUAAAGAAAAAAGGAUAUAUAUGUAAAAAUAUAUAUAUAGAGAUAGAUGUUUUUAAGAGCAGUGUGUUUCUUUUUUCUUCUAUUUUUAAAAACAAAAAAUGUAAAAAAAAUUAAAAUAAAAAAUACUGACCCAAAAAAAGAAGAAAACAAUAAAAAAAAAUAUCAUGAAAAAACAUGGCAAUGAUUUGAUGAAAUGAAUGAUGAAAUCCAAGAAUGUUUGUAACAUUUGCCAGUUCUUUCACGGGGAAUAAAACCGUGGGGCAACAAAGAUAGAUUACACUUUAACUAACAUUAUCGGGGGCAAAAAUAUCAGAGGAUUUUAAAUAAAGGGGGACAACGCAUACAUAACCUUUCUUUGAUGAAAACAAUCCCUUUGAGAGUAAAGAUUGCCUGAACCUGAAUCUGGUGAUGUUAUUCCCAUUUAUUCUGGCUAUGAAGUCCCUUCUUUUUCUCUUCUCUCGUUUUCUCUCUUUCUCUGACCAUCUCUUUCUCUUCUUCGGUUUCUUUCUCUAUCCCGCUGUUUCUAAAGUGCAUUUUGUAAUCUAAAACUGAAUUCUUCCUAAAGAACCAGAAUAAACCAGAGAGAAUGCAUCAUA
Messenger RNA from Nothobranchius furzeri (turquoise killifish), 16190 nucleotides. NCBI's taxonomy places the organism in Eukaryota, Metazoa, Chordata, Actinopteri, Cyprinodontiformes, Nothobranchiidae. The record is from RefSeq and is a predicted model, not a curated record.